AGGGGAGAUACCAUGAUCAUGAAGGAACGUUGGAUUUUUCAUUCUAUUUCGUUGGAUGGAUUUUGAGGAAUUCCUUUUUUGUUCCUUUGUUUUGGAGGACCUGCCGUUUGAAGAUGUCGGCUUUUGGAGUGCGACGGAAUGCUAUUCGUUUUGAGCUUUUGAAUGACUUGGCUAUGGACCGAUUGGAGUUUAGUAGGAAUGUGUUGCAAAAAGGACUGGGUUUUCACCCUAGAAAUCUGGAUUUCAUCUUUGCCUUUCCUGCUAACACAGCAGGUUCGGUCCGGGAGGCGCUACAGACCAGCCGGCAGCCAGAGGAGCCCACGACCCCCAACAGCACACUGCCCAGCCAGUUCAAGCAGAGGACGCCCAUGUACAACAGCAGCACCAGCCCCUCAACACCCACUUCUCCGCCUGCCGCCAGCAGCACCCCGACCCCCAGCACUCCCCCAGCCGCGGCACCACAACCCGCCGUGCAGCAACCGCAACCCCCGCCACAGCAGCAGCAACCCAAGAAGAGCCUGUCCCUCACUAGAGAACAGAUGUACGCUGCGCAAGAAAUGUUCAAGACGGCUAACAAGGUCACAAGACCGGAGAAGGCCCUGAUACUGGGGUUCAUGGCAGGAUCUCGAGAAAACCCUUGCCCGGAGCAGGGCGACAUCAUUCAGAUUAAGCUCAGUGAACACACUGAAGUUUUACCAAAGGCAGACGGCACUGGCAGCACCACCAUGCUCGUCGACACAGUUUUUGAGAUGAACUAUUCCACAGGCCAGUGGACCAGACUCAAGAAAUACAAACCUAUAACCAACGUGUCUUGAGUGACCUAAAGGACUUCUUUGGGGGGCAAAUCAAGCUUGUAGAGUGUAGGCCAGAUGCAAUAACAGUUAUAUUUAUGUGACACAUCUAAAAGCAGUUGUAAUGGUUCUGGGCUCCAGUGUUUUUUUUUUUUUUUUUUUUUAUGAUGUCGGUGUCUGAUGUACCUGGAGCAGUCUGUGUAGAUAUGAUCUGUUUAAAGAGGGCUCUCUUUUUAUGUGAACUGGAAAACAAUACACAUUUAAAACAAAUAGCCUGGACUGGUACAGGUAUCUGAGGGCUAGAGUCCAGAAUACCCCAACGUACAUCAUCUGGGCUGGAAUGAUUUGCUCUUAAGUGAUAUGAACACAUUAUUAUUACUUUUUAGAACUGGUUUUCUUAUUGGUAACUAUACCCACUCUUUAAAUACAUGGUGAAAGGUAGGGUGUUUUUUUGCGGCAACGUUGACAGUGUCUGAAUUGUUUGCUUUUUGCCCAUCAAAAUGCAGAUAUCUUCGUUAAACUGCUGCUUUAAAAAAAAAAACUGAAACUAUACAACACCAGAAUUGUAAAUAGUGGAAUGACAUCAUUUUAUCUGUUAAAGUGUAGAACUCCUUCAAGCACAGUUUACUUGUUUUUUUCACCAGGGGUGAACAGCUGUGCAUUCUGCUUGUUAAGAUAAAUAAAUGUAAAAAAUCACAAAUUCUUAGAUUACUUUUUUUUUUUUUUAAAUGGCUUUUUUCUACUUUUUCUGGACCGUUAAAGGAAAAACAACAUUUAGAAAAGUUGGGUAUUACAUCAAAACAGUUUAAUUGAUGAAACUUUGUGACUAGGACCCAUUGAUGCCAGUAAUUCAGUUAUGAUUAUAAGAAUGUUAUUUUUAUUUAUCUUAAGUAAACAGUCCAGUGCAACACUGCUUUAUAGUGACAGAUGUUUUACCAUGGUGAAUUUAACCCAUGUUUUAGAUGAUUAAAUAAGGUUUAUAUUGGUAUUGAAUUCUAGUAGAUUAUACCUUAUUCAUUUAUAUUUUUUAACAGCAAUAUAACUAAAAUGUGAACAAUUUGGAAGAUAGUGAAAGGAAAACUGACUACCCCUCCAACUAACAGAAUGAUCCCAAACAGAUUCUCCAGUAGGUUGCAUUAAAACAAUAUGUAGCUGCUUUCCGUUUGUAGAACAUGUUUCUUUGUUUGUUUGUUUCAACAUCUGGUAAAGCUUGGGUUUGGUUCA
Molecule: messenger RNA, 2015 nt
Organism: Acipenser ruthenus (sterlet)
Lineage: Eukaryota; Metazoa; Chordata; Actinopteri; Acipenseriformes; Acipenseridae
Product: negative elongation factor A-like
Exons: 4
Coding region: 114-815 (233 amino acids)
Biological process (GO): negative regulation of transcription elongation by RNA polymerase II
Cellular component (GO): NELF complex
Source: RefSeq, a predicted model, not a curated record